Molecule: messenger RNA, 1601 nt
Organism: Notothenia coriiceps (black rockcod)
Lineage: Eukaryota; Metazoa; Chordata; Actinopteri; Perciformes; Nototheniidae
Gene: tafa3a
Product: TAFA chemokine like family member 3a
Exons: 5
Coding region: 467-856 (129 amino acids)
Molecular function (GO): receptor ligand activity
Source: RefSeq, a predicted model, not a curated record
AUGAUCCGGCUGCUCCCUCUCAUCCACUCGGGUACCUCAAAUCCGUUUCUCUAACUGCACGAAGACGUUGCCAAAACCCAACCGCAACCCAAAAGGAGGAUUGUUCAAAAAUAAUAAUCAUCCAGAAAGUAUGAGUGACGGCCCGGCGUGUUGUCCAGCUGCUGAGCCGCUCCGGCCGGGAGGAAGUUGUGAGUCAAAACCGGAGGAACAUCAACUUUUAUAGACUUUUAGACCGCCGCCUGCAAGUAGGCACCAGCCCCAAUUUCCUCUUAUUUUACUCGGGAAUUGAGAGUCCGUACAGCUCUGACAUUAUAUUAGUGUUUUUAGGUAAUGUGUUGUCGAGGGCGUCUUGAAACGACGAGGAAAUGGCAUUUCUGUGAAGAAGAGCUCCCUGGUUUUUGUGGUUGACAAUGGAGAAUAAAUGAAGGGGACGUUUCAGGGGAUUAAUUGACAGCACAACGACAGAAUGCGGGAGAGGGACCUACAGAGCGUGUGCAGAAGGGCCCUGCUGCUGACCGUCUGUAUGGUGUCUCUGUGGGGACUGGCAUCGUCACACAGAAGCCACAUAGUUCAUGUGAAAGCGGGAACCUGUGAGGUGAUUGCGGCACACCGAUGCUGCAACAAGAACAAGAUCGAGGAGAGAUCCCAGACUGUCAAGUGCUCCUGCUUCCCUGGACAGGUGGCGGGAACAACAAGAGCGGCUCCAUCCUGUGUAGACGCAUCCAUAGUGGCACAGAAGUGGUGGUGCCAGAUGCAUCCCUGCAUGGAUGGGGAGGAAUGUAAAGUGCUGCCGGAUCUCAAAGGAUGGAGUUGCAGUACAGGAAACAAAGUGAAGACAACCAAGGUCACACGAUAGUCGUCUGUUCGGAGGAUAGCCUUGUUUGGUACCAGACGUUUGUUUAUUUGACCAACAGCACAGGACAUUUGGAUAUCAUGUGUUUUUGGAGGAUGGGUGGAGACAGGGACCGGCAAGGACAAUAAUCACGGACAUUCCACUGAACGAAUGGAGGAAAAGGACCGGCGAGCAUCAUAUAAGAAUACGUAUCCAAAAAGAUUCCUGACUUUAGAUCCAGCAUCAACAGUAGCUGUCUCUGAACUCUACUGCCCACCAAAUCUCUCUUUGUAUUAUAGUUUUAUUCCUAUGGACUACAAAGCUCAACCAUGAAGAUAUUUAUUGACUAAAAGACUGUGGAUUACACCAGAAAAAAAAAAAAUCACCCUAAAAACAAAACCACGUGAUGUGAAACCUUUGUGUUAUUUCCUCGCCACACAGAGCCCCGAAGACUCUUGAUUCAUAUCUGUGUUGAAGAUCUAGUGGAUCAUAAGCGUUUUCAUUCCUUUUAGCCUUAUGGAGCAGAGAUAUCUCUUCUUUCUUUGUUGAGUUGAAACAAGUGUUUGGCUUUUAUUAAGUUUGUUAGGAUGUCAGGUCUUGUUUUGAAAGACGAUGCCACAACAAUAAAACCUAGAAAAAAUAUAAUGAUAAACGGUCAACACAGCUAAGUUCUGCCAAAAUGUUUUAAUGGUAUCUGUUGUUUUAAAAGCCUGGUGACUACCAUUGAUUACAAAUGUCAAUAUUAACUCAAUAAAUCUAACUCAAUGGA